CAACAGCCAAUCAGAAUCGAGAACCCGCUCUGCCUCGCCCUGAUUGGCCGGCGUCUUCCGUCCUAGUGGUAAUCAGGUGUUGAGUGUAAACAAGAGAGUCUCACCUUCAACCAUUUUAUUAUUUUAAGUGAGUGACGCUCCGUGAUGCCUCAGGAUGGCGUGGGGAGCAAGGCUGGAGGGAAGAAAAGGUCCGGCGGUGUGCCUCGCGUCCGCAGCCACACCGACGCAGAACUACAGUAUUACCGCGACCAGGACAAUGAUAUCCUCCCACCGCAAUCCAGGGCACGACUUCAUGACCUGUUCCUGCAGAUAGAGAAGGAGUUUGAGGCGCUCUACACAGACAACUUGGCAUUGCAAGAAAAGGUGGACAGCUUGACGGAGCGGCUGGAGAGGGAGUCAGUGAUUGGCGAGCGCGGGACGGUGACCGAGGAGGCCGAUGGCAUCUCCACCAAGGGCUUGAUGAAGACCAAGUCUGGCACACCGAGUUCACAGAAGGUCAAGGCCGCCAACAAGCUGAGAGUCCAGACGUCCAAGAUUGUGUCCAGCUUCAAGAAUGACUCCGUGUCCUGCCGGAUGGUGCGCGAGUACGCGGGCCACAGGGACGGCGUGUGGGACGUGGCCGUGUCCAAGGGCGGCACUCCGGUCAUUGCUACGGCCUCUGCAGACCAGACAGCGUGCGUGUGGGGCAUUGACGGAGGGAAGAACCUGCUGCAGUACACAGCCCACAGCGGCUCCGUCAACUCCGUAAAGUUCCACCCAACACAAGACCUUAUCCUCACAGCGAGCGGGGAUCACACGGCUCACAUCUGGCAAGCCGUCAUCACCCCAGACCAAUUGCGUGUCCAUUCCUCCGAGGAUGAAGUUGACGGGAGUGACCGAGAGGAUGAGGAUGAUGGUGGGCGCGGCGAUGGUGCAGGUGGACCAGCCACUCUGCGGACACCACUACGGGAGCUGACAGGACACACAAGCGUGGUGAUCGCCGCUGACUGGCUGCCGGGCGGGGACCAGUGCAUCACCGCAGCAUGGGACCGCACUGCCAACCUCUACGACGCCCACACUGGGGAACUCCUCUCCCAGCUGAUAGGGCAUGACCAGGAGCUGACCCACUGCUGCUCACAUCCCACUCAGCGCCUCGUGGUCACCUCCAGCAAGGACACGACAUUCAGGCUGUGGGACUUCCGGGAGCCAAUCCACUCCGUCUCAGUGUUCCAGGGACAUACAGAGAGUGUGACGUCGGUGAGCUUCACGCGCGAGGACAAGGUCGUGUCCGGCUCAGACGACCGCAGCGUAAAGGUUUGGGACGUGAAGAACAUGCGGUCGCCACUCGCCACCAUCCGUUUGGAUUCCCCCGUCAACAGACUGGCCGUGUCCCCCACCAACGUGAUCGCCAUCCCACAUGACAACCGGCACGUUAGGCUUUACGACCUGGCCGGCAGCAGACUCGCCCGCCUCCCCCGCAGUAACAGACAGUGUCACCGACGGAUGGUGUGCAGUGUGGCCUGGGGGGAGGACUCGCUGGGUGCCCGCUGCAACCUCUUCACUGCCGGGUUCGACCGCGUUGUGUAUGGCUGGUCCGUGCACUCCGACAAGGAAGGGAAGGACUGAGUGCCUCACCGUCCCUCAGUCCUCCGAUAGCGCCCAUCCUUCUCACCCUUGGACCUCUGACGCUGCAGCACCUUACUCCUCUAGUGGGCAGAGUGAGGGAGUGUGGGCCAUCCUGCCUCGUCCUGUGGUAGUGUGGCAUUUCUCUUACAUUUAUCACAUCUUUUACUGUCCUCAGAUUAUUCAUUGUUUCCUUUGGGUUCAACAGCAAUGGUAGUAAUGUCUCUGGUACGUCCAUGUGCUCACUGAGAUGUUCCCCAAAUACACUAGUUUCGCAAUCUUGUUUCCCAGCUGCCUGUGUCGUCUUCCGAGUCUGUUGCCAAGGGACACACUGCAGUAUUCCUCCUUGCAUCAUCCAUUGGCACUUCUUCCCCUAGUCCACGGCUGUAAGAAAAAAAAUAUAUAUAUAAAAACUACCCUCCCAAUAAACAACUCUAUAGGUGGUACCCAAACUCUUAGAAACUCCCAUAGAGAAAGUUUACGUAGUUGGUGCAUACCCAAACUUAAAUCCUGAAGAUGUUAUGCUGCUAGUGGUGUCUUAGCAUCAUUCAGUUCAAACAGUAAAUACGUCCCCACACCCUGACUGUUUAGAUGUUCCUAUUCUCAAAAUCUUCUUAGUUACUGAAUACCUGAACAAACUGAUAAAAGGAGUUUGUUUACCACAAUUGACAUUUUAAAGUUACUCACAAAUUACAGUCAUCAUGUUCUCACACUGACUAUUUAACCCUUUCAUUGCUAAACGCUCACAGCGAGCACUAGCAUAACUUGCCGGUGGUGCUAAACGCUCGCUGUGCACUCAAAUUUCCUGCGUAUGAGUGUGUUCCAACACUAUUUUUCACCCCACAGCAUUGCCAAUUAAGUGGGUUUUCCACAAAAUUUUGUGGAAAAUCACAUCAGCCUAGCGCAGAAGAGCGCGGAAAAUCAACGAACGAGCAACUGGUGGAUGUUGUUGACCAAUAUAGCGACAUUUUUGCAUAGCUUCACCUAUCACAUGACUGAUAUUUUGACCAAAUAGUUGUAAAUUUUGAAGUUGGCAAUACUGCCCUGCCAGCACCCCAUCAUCAAGAGAUCUACUCAGUAGUUGCCUUAUGGCUGACCGUCGCGCACACAUAAACGUACGUCUUCACAGGCAACACUCCCUGAAUGUGCCUGUAUGUUUGAAGGAGAGGCUUACAUUACCAAAUCUUAUAGAUCUUGGCCUCCUCUUUCCAAUGGUGUUUUUGUUUUUUAGCUGUGAUGAAUAGUUUUUGAAAUACAUAGGUUAAAAGAUCGAGCACUAGCGUCACUUGCCGGUGGUGCUAAAAGCUCGCUGCAAGCGCCAGUCACACUCACAGCAAAAAACACCCCCUGAACGUGCCUGUAUUUUAGCAGGAGAGGCUUACAUAACCGAAUCUUAUAGAUCUUGGCCUCCUCUUUCCAAUGGUGUUUAUGUUUUGUAGCUGUGAUUAAUAGUUUUUCAGAUACAGCGGUUAAAAGAGAUCCCCUUCCCCCACUGGGGUGCCCAAGCGUGCCAGGGUGGAUAGUCUCGUUGCGAGCGCUUAGCAAUGAAAGGGUCAAAUGUUCCUAUUUUCAAAAUCUUAUUAGUUGCUGCAGACCUGAACAAACUCAUAAAAGGAGAUAGAUAUUUUACAGCAACUGGUAUUUUAAGGUCACUCACUUAUAGCAAAAAUAUGUCCCCACACUCUGACUGACUGUUCCUAUCCUCAAAAUCUUACUUGCUGCAAACCUGAACAAACCCAAGAAAUAUUUUACAGCAUCUGACAUUUUUAGGUCACUCGCUUAUACCAGUAAUUACGUCCCCAAACCCUGACUACUUUUAAAUUCCCGUCUUCAACAUUCCAUCACCAGCAGCCCCGUGUCACAGCCUAUCCCGUGGCAUGCCCAACACAAGCAGAACACCCCUCCUUCCCCGACACCCCCAACACUUGUACGAAAACGCCUCAGCUGCAACACGUCCAGUUUAAGUGACACAAAUCCAUCCCGUAAUAAUCGUUUACUUUUUUCUACUUACGAUACCCUGUAGAGGUGGAUAUAUUUUGGGUGUGUAGGAGUGUGGGUCAGUUUCUAAGGCCCUUGGUAUAUGGAGGGUCUGUCUCACAGUGCACAGGUUCAGAAGGGGUGAUAAAAUUUGUCUUUCUGUACUUUGUUAUAAGACUGGGGUUUUACAGUAUUUAUAGCAUCACAGUUUUGGGAUAAUUACUUGAUUUUGUUUAUAUUCAGCGGGUUCAUCGUGAAAUAUAACGUUUUAAUUCUGUAUCAUAGUUAAUUUCACAUUCAGUUAUCCUAUAUUGUAUGAUUGUUUUGAUCCCACAGUUUACAUGAGACCGCCUGGAACGAGUCAGUGUUAGUAAUGCCUUGGCCUGCCUUGCCUAGCCUGCCGUCACAGGUUCCUUGCGGUGACACUAGACUGUAGCCAAUCCGUACGUAGCAUUCUGUGUAAUAAUAAUGCAGUGAGGAUAGACACCAGAGUAUAUAAUUUAGCACGUGUAAAAAAUUAUCAAUGAAAGAGUGUAAUAAUAAAAAGGCUAUUAUCACCUGAAGAGACAUUAUUGUGUGUGUUUAUACGUACACACACACACACACACACAAACUCACAUACAUAUAUAUACAUACACAUAUAGACUACUAUGUUCCAUUAGCUGAAUCUAUUAUUGCUUGUAACAUUAUAAUCAGCAUUCCUAUACCUCAUUGUAGGCGUGUCUACUGUUGUAAAUACCUGUACAGCAGCCUAAUGAAUUAAUCCCCCUCACCUGUAGUCAUCUUACAGUGUUUUUGUACCGCACUGUAUCAAUGUUCACUGGGAAUAAUUUUUUUCUAGUCAUUUACAGUUAUUAUAUUCCUUGCCAAAGUAGCUCACGGUGUGUCUGUGUGGUGCCAGGAGUGUAUGUCCAGGAAUACCACGGUUUAGUCGCUUGCUUUACGAGUGUUUUGAUUAACAAGGAAAAAGAAAUCACUAAAAAUGCCUUGGUUUACGAGUGACUUGGUGUAUGAGCAUCCUGUUUGCACAAGUCAAAGACGCGAGUGUAGGUUCCCUUUUUGCUGCAGGACAAGGGUGCUCAUAGUGGAAAAGAAUGGGAAUGGAAGCUCAGUCUGCAUUGUACACUUGCAGAGGUAGCACCCGCGCGCUCAUGUCUGCUUACGUUUGUGCUCUAGUGUGCGAUCUUUGUGUUUUCAGCACUACACUUACUUACAGUUUUGGUUUAUGAGUUUUUGGCUUGUGAGCAAAAUUCCGGAAUGAAUUAAGCUUGUAAACCGAGGUAUGACUGUACAUGGUUUUACCUUAACAUAACUAGUGUAAUUUCCUGGCACCAAAUCUGAGUGUGUGGUGGUGUGACAGGCAGCAGUGUGUCCUGACCUGCCCUCCCCCGGCCCUCACACUGCGUUGUAACACUAGAAGGCUCAGGCAACUUACUACUACUGCACCGUUUUGCAUCAUUGUAACCUGAUUUACUGCUGUCCAUCGGAUUUGUAAGUAAUGCUGAUGAUGUAUUGCAUAAACCUGUUUGUAUGAGAAAAGUUACGAUGGAGUAUAGAGAUUCCUAGAUUAUUGCCAAAGAUCAACCCUUAAGUUUUGAAGAUUUAUGGCAGAGUAUUAAGCAUUGUAUUGGUAUUUGUGUUCAGUAUCUACUAAGGAUAAAAUUUCAUAAAUAUUUACUUUGAA
Molecule: messenger RNA, 5263 nt
Organism: Eriocheir sinensis (Chinese mitten crab)
Lineage: Eukaryota; Metazoa; Arthropoda; Malacostraca; Decapoda; Varunidae
Gene: Wdr37
Product: WD repeat-containing protein 37-like
Exons: 10
Coding region: 145-1605 (486 amino acids)
Cellular component (GO): preribosome, large subunit precursor
Molecular function (GO): protein binding
Source: RefSeq, a predicted model, not a curated record